UCUUCCUUUGUUUUCUCUGUCGCUUAUUUCUCAACUCUCUACCCAUUUCUUCAACUCUUCUACUGCCUCUCAAGGUUGAUUCCUCAACCUUACUGAAUUUUCUCACUUGGGUUUUCCUUCUUUUCGAAUAUUUGUUCACCUUCGUAUUUUAAUUUUCGGUGCAGACAUGGAAGACGAAGAGAAAGACGUCACGGAAGUUGAUCACCAAGAGAGCAAUGCAGAAGAAGAUAGAGACGCAAACUCAAGAGUGUUUCCGUGCCUCUUUUGUUCAAGAAAGUUUUACAGUUCUCAAGCACUGGGAGGGCACCAAAACGCUCAUAAGAAAGAAAGAACGGCUGCAAGAAAAGCGAAACGCGCUUCUGACUACGCUUCCUCGAUGAAUUUCCCAAUACUAUCCCAUAACACACAACCCCACAUGGUUUUUACUCCAAACUAUCACUUAGGCCUCUUGCAUCCGUAUAUAACUCCCCAUGCAUCCAAUCUCCGAUACUUUCCGAAUCCUGACCAGUUCUCAUCAGACAGUUUCGGAUCCAACGGAGCACCAAAGUUUGAGAAUUUAGUAUAUUAUGGUGGGAAUUGCUCGUCGCCGAGCAAUAACAUGAAUGGUUAUCAGUGUGAGGAGGAUGAUCAAAGUUUCUUAAAUUGGCAGAGGAGCAUAAGAAGAUAUAACGGCCUCAGUGGAGGAGGUUCAUCACAACAUUCAUCAAUGGCGAAUGGGAAUCACAAUUCCGGGAUUGGUGGUGAAUGUAAGGGUAAAGAGCAAAAGCUUGAUCUUUCUCUCCAUUUGUAGAAAUAGUGAGGGUGGAUUGUGGAGUUGCAA
Molecule: messenger RNA, 820 nt
Organism: Malus domestica (apple)
Lineage: Eukaryota; Viridiplantae; Streptophyta; Magnoliopsida; Rosales; Rosaceae
Source: RefSeq, a predicted model, not a curated record